ACAAGCGUCUUCACUCAAUCAAGAAUGGCACCUUGCUCCAACAGCACCAACUACAUCAGCCUCAAGCUCUCGGAUAAAGAAAAGCAUAAACUGAGAAAGCCGGUGGUGGAGAAGAUGCGCAGGGAUCGCAUCAACAGCUGCAUCGAGCAGCUCAAGAAACUGCUGGAGAAAGAGUUCCACAGGCAGGACCCCAACGCCAAGCUGGAGAAAGCCGACGUCCUGGAGAUGACGGUCAGCUUCCUGAAGCAGCAGCUGCAGCCCCAGCCAGCGCUCAGCCAGGGGGACUACAGGGAGGGCUACUCCCAGUGCUGGAGGGAGACUCUGCACUUCCUGUCUGUCAACUCCAAGGGAGACGUGCCCCUCCAGCAGCUCCACCGCUUCCACGGCGUGCGGAGAGCCAGCAAGGACCUCUGCACAACGUCUCCAGCCCUCUCCCAGCAAAGCCCUGCCCCGCUGCAGCAGAACACUGCCGCCAAACAGCUGCUGUGGAGGCCCUGGUAG
Messenger RNA from Megalops cyprinoides (Indo-Pacific tarpon), 501 nucleotides. Its product is annotated as transcription factor HES-5-like. The transcript is spliced from 2 exons. Gene Ontology annotation, biological process: anterior/posterior pattern specification; regulation of transcription by RNA polymerase II; regulation of neurogenesis. Gene Ontology annotation, molecular function: RNA polymerase II cis-regulatory region sequence-specific DNA binding; protein dimerization activity; DNA-binding transcription factor activity, RNA polymerase II-specific. The record is from RefSeq and is a predicted model, not a curated record. Bases 25 to 501 code for a protein of 158 amino acids. Gene Ontology annotation, cellular component: nucleus. Lineage: Eukaryota; Metazoa; Chordata; Actinopteri; Elopiformes; Megalopidae.